AUACCAGUAUGUGUGCUGUACCUAAAAAUAGGAGGAUGAGAGCAACUUCAUGGUGCCCAGUGCAUCAAGCAACAGCUGGUACCAUGUAAACACCUUAGCAAGUUGCUGCACUUGUCCAGUUGGUGUGACCGGUGCUCCAUGCAAGCACCAAAGCGCAGUUAUGCAGACAUUUAACGUCACAGAGGCAGUCCCUGUAACCACCACAUCUCUUCUGAGGCGGCUUUUCCAUGGAAUCGCCUCUGGGGGUAGCACUCCAGAGGACUGGUUUGAGACACUGGCUUAUGAAAAGGCUGUGGUGGAAGAAGAUGGGUGCUGUGGGUGCGAUGAUGGAGAUUCAGCUGGACCAGCUCCAAAGACCAUCUCAGACGACCCCCAGUCCCAUCUAGCUGAGGAAGCAGGAGCAAGCACAUCAGAGGAAGUUGAGGAGACAGCAUUCCUGGAGAAGCAGCUUGAAGACAUUGUUGGGCUCCUGAAGCGCAAGCUGCGUGAGGAUACAACCUUCACUGCUCCAGUGAAAUCCUUUGUGGACACAUUUGGGAAGCUCCACACUGACAGUGCUGUACAGUCAGCAUUGUUUUCCUUCGGGAAAAACGAUCGAGGGCAGUCUAGUGUUCGUGCAAGGCCGAGGGGCUUCCUUCAAACGAGUGCCACUAUAGGUGUCCAACCGACAGCGGUGUCCCGGAGAAAGGCAGCUUUGGGUGGUAGGAGAACCCUUGGAGCUGGCAGACCCCCAAAGAGCUCCAGAAAGGAACAUGGGUACUCCAGACAAGGCAGACCAAAGGGUGUACCACACAACCUCUGA
This is a messenger RNA of Dicentrarchus labrax (European seabass), 802 nucleotides long. RefSeq lists its product as uncharacterized. Gene Ontology annotation, molecular function: zinc ion binding. NCBI's taxonomy places the organism in Eukaryota, Metazoa, Chordata, Actinopteri, Moronidae. The coding region runs from base 50 to 802 and encodes 250 amino acids. The record is from RefSeq and is a predicted model, not a curated record. The transcript is spliced from 5 exons.